Molecule: messenger RNA, 2244 nt
Organism: Chroicocephalus ridibundus (black-headed gull)
Lineage: Eukaryota; Metazoa; Chordata; Aves; Charadriiformes; Laridae
Gene: NUF2
Product: NUF2 component of NDC80 kinetochore complex
Exons: 13
Coding region: 34-1443 (469 amino acids)
Biological process (GO): mitotic spindle organization; attachment of mitotic spindle microtubules to kinetochore; meiotic chromosome segregation
Cellular component (GO): Ndc80 complex; kinetochore
Molecular function (GO): protein-containing complex binding
Source: RefSeq, a predicted model, not a curated record
UGGUUGGCGGCGCGGCUGUUGCUUGGCGCCGCCAUGGAGGCCAUGACGUUCCCCCGCUACAGCCCCGACGACAUCGUCAGCUACCUCCGCAGCCACGUCCUGGGGGGCGCCGAGGCCCGGAACCUGGUCAAGGGCGACGUGUUCGGCAACCCCAAGCCUGAAGUUUUACACAUGAUUUACAUGAGAAUCCUGCAGAAGGUAUAUGGAAUCCGCCUGGAGCAUUUCUACAUGAUGCCAGUCAACGUUGACAUCAUGUAUCCACAGAUAUUUGAAGGCUUUCUACCUGUUUGUAAUUUGUAUAUUCAUAUGGAGCGCUUACUUCCAGUGUGCCGGAUUAAUGAUUUUCAAAUUGCUGAUGUUUUAAACCCAAAAACAAAGAGGACAGCUCGUUUCUUGAGUGGCAUUCUCAACUUUGUGAAUUUCAGAGAGUUACGGCGUGAGGUCUACUUGGAGUUACAACUGAACUAUAAACUGGCUAUGGAGAAACACCAACAACUGGAGACCGCAAAUCGGGAGGCAGCAGUGAAGCUGGAGAAACUGAACACCAUUCCAGUUGAACAUCAGGCAGAGGUCAGGCAACUGACAGAAAACAUUCGGGAACUGGAGCAACUACUAAGGCAGGACUAUCGUCGGAAACAAACAGCUUUGCAAGAAGUGAUUUCACAAAAGAAGUCAGAUAUUGCAGAGAGUACCCGAAAACUGAAUGAGCUUAAAGUGACAAUGGCUACUUUGAAAGAAGAACAAGAGCAGCUGAAAUCAAAAAUUGUGGAAAGUCCAGAGGAACUGAAAAAUUACAAAGAACUGAUGAAAGAGACUGUUAAGAAACUUAAGAAAUCUAAGCAAGAAGUUAUUGAGAAAUAUGAAAGUUAUAGAGACCUAGUGGAGGUUCUGCCAUCAUGCCAACUGGAGGUGCAGUUGUAUCAAAAGAAGAUGGAAAGACAGGGAGCAAAUGUGGAGAGACUGGCCAGUGUAUUAUCAGAGGUCAGAAAUCUGGAGGACCAGCUUGAGAGUGCUCAGAUAGAGCUGAAAAAGGGGAAGACAGAUGAAAUGUCCUUAAAGAGACUGGUCACUGCAAAACACGAGAAGCUGUCUACAGCUGAAAUAAGGAUAAAAAAGAAGCGUGAAGAUGUUGAGCAAUAUAAGCACACUGUAUUUGAACAUUGUAACAGAGUUCAGGAGAAGAGGGGUGCUGUGUAUGAUAAAGUGACGGCCAUUCACAAGGAAAUCCAACAGACAAGGUUCAAAAUUCAGCAGCUGAAUGAGAAUGCUGAAAAAGAAGAAAUGAAAGCCAAGGAAAUAUACCUAAAUCUGAAGGCUGGGUUGGAGAAGCGUCAUGAUUCUCUCAUUAAGAUGGCGAAGAGUUAUGCUGCCUCAAGAGAAGAUAAAAUUGCUGAACUGAAGAAGGGGCUGCUUAAAGUUCAGACUCCUGGAAGUAGUUCUUAGACCUGUCUUCACUUGUAUUCAGCUUCGUUAUGUUUAUCCUCAUACCUGAAUUGAAGAACUUUUGCUUUGGAUGGGGGAUGUAUUCCAGGCAAAAGCCAGCUUUCUCAAAAACCAUGUCAGAACACAUUCAGCUUUCUAGACAGAUCCUGACGUUGUGAGCUCGCUAAUGUGGAUAAGAAAACACUUGGUCUAGCCUGUUUGUUUUGUUGCAGUCAGCAUCUGAUUUUAGUGGUAAUAACGCAAGGCUUGCUAACACCAAAUUGCUUGACGUUUAGACAGAAUCCUGCUUCUUGUAGAAACCGUUCUGCGAACUUUUGAUCUGGGAAGACCUGGCACGUUGGUCUGGCCUGAAUGGACACGCUGUUCAAGAUAAGUCAGUAAUAGGUGAUAUUCCACCACCAUUAUUCAAUUAAGAAUAAAUCCUGAUGGAGCAGUAGCAUCCGUGUAAAUGCCAACUUACUCUCAUCACGAAUAUUGGUGACUGUAAACACUCAAGAGUAUCAUUUUAGUUAACAGUGCAGUACCUCUAGAUGCUUGAACUCCUUGUUUCUGCUCUGUGGGGUAUUGAACCCUCAUCUGUGUUUAUUAGACAGUCUACGUUUGGGUGCUUAGUCCUAUAAAAACAUUAUAUAGAUGAGUAUUUUGUACCUUAACUUGUGAUGGCACUCAGUUUGCCACAGCGUUUUUAAUAACUUCCAGAAAUAAAAUGUUAACUUUUAAAAGCCUUGAUAUAAGGAUAUUUAACCCUAUUUCUCUUAUGUCUUUUUCCCUCCCCACUCUCCCAACUGACCUGGCGCAUAA